Messenger RNA from Mycotypha africana, 1927 nucleotides. Its product is annotated as ClpP/crotonase-like domain-containing protein. The record is from RefSeq and is a predicted model, not a curated record. NCBI's taxonomy places the organism in Eukaryota, Fungi, Mucoromycota, Mucoromycetes, Mucorales, Mycotyphaceae. Gene Ontology annotation, biological process: L-valine catabolic process. The transcript has 8 exons. Bases 290 to 1840 code for a protein of 516 amino acids. Gene Ontology annotation, molecular function: 3-hydroxyisobutyryl-CoA hydrolase activity. Gene Ontology annotation, cellular component: mitochondrion.
ACAUGUCAACUUGAGUGAAAUUUGUGAAACAUAACUUUCUUCAAAACACUAGUUGGAAAAAAAUCAUGAAAAAGGAUAUAAAGAAUCGUAAGAAGAAAAUGUGUGAUAUUUCGUUGAGAUGUGCAUGCAAAAUAUACACAGAGAUAAUCGCUCCUCUAAUGCUUUACCAUUCUGGCCGUCUUUAAAUCCUCGGCAGGCAGCAGAUGAUGGCAAGGUUCUGCACCUGCUUAAAAUGUGAAAAAACGCAAUUUUUUCCCACCUUUUCUAUAAACUUUAUUAUAGUGCAAAAAUGAGCCGAAUCUUUUUUAAACAACUAAGCUUGAUUGAAAGACGCUCAAUACAGUCAGUCAUUACGAGAAGAGCUCUCACUCAACCAGCAGUCGCAAUACGAUCUCGCAAUAUAAAUAUGGCUUCAGCCAGUAGACGACUAACUCAAACAAAAAAUUGGCUAUCACCGAACAACAGCAACAAUCUGAGAAAGAUGGCAACAAAUGCACAGAGCUCAAUCUCUGGCCUAGAAGCCACUCAAGCAGAAGUACAAACCAAGAGCAACCUAGCUGCGCGUCAUCUUAUUUUAAAUCGUCCAAAGAAGUUAAACGCGCUGAACCUCACAAUGGUUCGUUCGCUUUUACCGCAACUUCAAUCUUGGGAAAAGUCUGAUUUAGCCAAGGUUAUAAUACUAAAGAGCUCUGGUGGCAAAGGCUUUUGUGCAGGGGGUGACGUUAAAACUGUUGUUGAUUUAGCGGAAGCUGGUGAUCCCACUGCUACCAAGUUUUUCGAAGAAGAAUAUCAAUUAGACCAUUUAAUUGCUACUCUUGAUACCCCUUAUAUCGCUCUUAUGGAUGGUAUAACCAUGGGUGGUGGUGUAGGCUUAUCUGUCCAUGCCCCUUUCCGUGUGGCUACAGAAAACACCUUGUUUGCUAUGCCUGAAACCGCCAUUGGCUUCUUGCCUGAAGUCGGAGGAUCUUUCUUCUUAUCAAGAUUAGACGGCCAAUUGGGUGUUUACCUUGGUUUGACUGGUAAACGCCUUAAGGGCACAGACGUUUUAUAUGCUGGUAUUGCUACCCACUAUAUACCCUCAUCUCGUCUUCACGCUCUCGAAUCACGCUUGGCCGAAUUAGAUAAUGCAAAUCACGAUAUCGUCAAUGCAGCUCUUGAAGAAUUCUCAGGUGAACUGCAAGAUGAACCUCGCUUCAGUCUUUCCGGCGAAAAGCGUCGUAUCAUUGACCGUUGUUUCAAAUACGACACAGUUGAUGAAAUUAUUGCUGCUCUCGAAAAGGAAACACAUCUGCCUGAAUUUGUUGAAGAGACGUUGGGUUUAUUGAAAAAGAUGUCACCUACAUCUCUUAAGGUUACUUUACAGCAAAUCCGCAAUGGUGCUACUUUGAGUUUAGGACAAUGCUUCAAGAUGGAAUACCAUUUAGUACAAAAGUUUUUGAAGGGUCAUGACUUUAAGGAAGGUGUUACAGCCACCUUGGUCACCAAAUCUAAACCUAACUGGGAUCCUAAAGACUUAUCUGCCGUCAACGAUGCUAAGAUUAAAGCAGACUAUUUUGAUAGUCCUUCGCCUUUACGUUUGGAUUUAUUGACAAACCGUGAUUACAAGAAGUACCCUCAUCGCAAAUAUAUGUUACCAGCCGAAGAAGAUAUUAGACGCGUGGUAACAGGCGAGGCACCUGAUGUUGGAAAUUUUGCCAUGACCCGUGAGGAAGUGGUCGAUUACUUUUUGCGCGAUCGUCAAGGUAAACAAGGUGUGAGAGAAAAGGUGCUGGAGGUCCUGAAUAGAAAGACAGUUGAAAAUAAGCGAGACGAUAAUAAGACUGUCAAAUGGAUAUAUUAAAUUGCAAAUCAAGAUUAAAGAGUAAAUAAAGAAGAUCCAUUAAGAAGUGAUAUGUAUUUAUAGAUAACAAAAACAAAGAUGAUAAUA